Pterocles gutturalis (yellow-throated sandgrouse) is the source of this 4785-nucleotide messenger RNA. RefSeq names its product family with sequence similarity 65, member B (gene RIPOR2). The coding region runs from base 26 to 3229 and encodes 1067 amino acids. NCBI's taxonomy places the organism in Eukaryota, Metazoa, Chordata, Aves, Pterocliformes, Pteroclidae. The transcript is spliced from 22 exons. The record is from RefSeq and is a predicted model, not a curated record.
AAUAUCUUCCAGGCUUCCCGAAAUCAUGUCAAUAGGAUCACAUUCAUUCUCUCCAGGAGGUCCUAAUGGGAUUAUUAGAAGCCAGUCCUUUGCUGGCUUCAGCGGGCUUCAGGAGAGGCGCUCCAGGUGUAACUCCUUUAUUGAAAAUUCUUCUGCAAUCAAGAAGCCCCAAGCAAAGGUGAAGAAAAUGCAUAAUCUGGGCCAUAAGAACAGCACCACCCCUAAAGAGCCCCAGCCUAAAAGGAUGGAAGAGGUCUACCGAGCCCUGAAGAAUGGCCUGGAUGAGUAUCUGGAAGUUCACCAGACAGAGCUGGAUAAGUUGACUACUCAGUUAAAAGACAUGAAAAGAAACUCACGCCUGGGGGUCCUGUAUGAUUUAGAUAAGCAAAUCAAAGCGGUCGAAAGAUACAUGAGAAGGCUGGAGUUCCACAUUAGCAAGGUGGAUGAGCUUUAUGAAGCCUAUUGUAUCCAAAGACGUCUCUGUGAUGGCGCCAGCAAAAUGAAGCAAGCUUUUGCGAUGUCUCCUGCCAGCAAAGCAGCUCGAGAGAGUUUAACCGAAAUCAACAGGAGUUACAAGGAGUACACAGAGAACAUGUGUACCAUAGAAGCAGAGCUGGAAAACCUAUUGGGGGAGUUUUACAUCAAGAUGAAAGGUCUGGCUGGCUUUGCUCGGCUCUGCCCGGGAGAUCAAUAUGAGAUUUUCAUGCGUUAUGGUCGCCAGCGAUGGAAACUGAAAGGCAAAAUAGAAGUGAAUGGCAAGCAAAGCUGGGAUGGAGAAGAAAUGGUUUUCCUCCCUCUCAUUGUUGGACUGAUCUCCAUUAAGGUCACAGAAGUUAAAGGACUUGCUACACACAUCCUUGUGGGAAGUGUUACCUGUGAAACAAAAGACCUGUUUGCAGCACGGCCUCAGGUGGUUGCAGUAGACAUUAAUGACCUUGGCACAAUAAAGCUGAACCUUGAAAUCACCUGGUACCCCUUUGAUGUUGAAGACUUGACCCCGUCCACAGGAAAUGUGAGCAAGGCAUCUGCUCUCCAGAGGAGAAUGUCCAUGUACAGCCAAGGCACUCCAGAAACGCCAACCUUCAAGGACCACUCAUUCUUUAAAUGGCUGCAUCCCCUGCAAGACAGGCCAAAGUUGACCAUCUUAGAUGCUCUGCAAGACACUUUCUUUGACAAGCUUCGACGCAGUCGCUCUUUUAGUGACCUGCCAUCACUCAGGCUAACCCCAAAAGCAGGGCUAGAGCUAUAUUCAAAUUUGACAGAUGACGUCUUUGAAAAUGGAACAGCAACCACUGAGAAGCGGCCUCUUUCUUUCACUUUUGGCGACCUGCCUUAUGGAGAGCGUGUGCCCCCUACCAAUGCAGCAGAGUCCUCUUCUGCUCACAUCAGCUCCAGCCCAGACAUCACUGCGACCCCCACCCAGCACCGAGCUCUCAAGUCCUCCAAGAGCUCAAGCCUGGACUCCAGCAACAGUGACUCCCGCAGAGACUCUGUUGCCAAGCUGAAGGACCUGCCAUCCCAGGGAGAGGGAGUGGUGGUUGAGAACAAGGCAACCCCAAGGGCAGCUCCUGAAGUUGGCCAAAAAACCUCCGAUGCUGGGAGCGAUCAUGUCUUUAUAGAAACAAGCGUCCCGGUGUCUCUCCUGCAGGACACGGAUGAAGGUUCAGAGCUCAAGCCUGUGGAGCUGGAUACCUAUGAGGGCAACAUCACGAAGCAGCUGGUAAAAAGGCUUACAUCAGCAGAAGCACCCAUGACCCUGGAGAGGCUGCCGUGUGAGGGAUCAAUUAGUGGGGAAUCAGAGGGAUAUAAGUCUUAUCUCGAUGGAAGCAUUGAAGAAGCCUUGCAAGGGCUUCUCUUAGCUCUUGAGCCACAUAAAGAGCAGUAUAAAGAGUUUCAGGACCUGGACCAAGAAGUGAUGCAUCUGGAUGACAUCCUAAAAUGCAAGCCAGCAGUAAGCCGAAGCAGGUCCUCCAGUUUAAGUCUAACAGUUGAAAGUGCUUUAGAAAGCUUUGAUUUCCUGAACACCUCUGACUUUGAUGAUGAGGAUGGUGGUGGUGUGGAGGUUUGUAAUGGUGGAGGAGGUGCAGACUCGGUAUUUUCAGAUACUGAGAUUGAGAAGAACAGUUACAGGACAGAGCACCCCGAAGCCAGAGGCCACCUCAGCGAAGCUCUCACUGAGGACACGGGCGUGGGCACCAGCGUGGCCGGCAGCCCUCUGCCCCUCACCACGGGGAACGACAGCCUCGAUAUAACCAUAGUUAAGCACUUGCAGUAUUGCACGCAGCUCAUUCAGCAAAUUGUGUUCUCCAGUAAAACACCGUUUGUGGCAAGAGACCUCCUGGAUAAGCUGUCCAGGCAGAUCCUUGUAAUGGAGAAUAUUGCAGAGAUCAGCACUGAGAACCUGGGAAACAUCACCUCCCUUACUGAUGCAAUUCCUGAAUUCCACAAGAAGCUGUCACUGCUGGCCUUCUGGAUGAAGUGUACUGGCCCUUCAGGAGUGUAUCACACAUCGGCAGACAAGAUGAUGAAGCAGCUGGAUAUCAAUUUUGCCACCACUGUGAAUGAAGAGUGUCCAGGACUUGCAGAAACAGUCUUCAGGAUCCUGGUGUCUCAGAUCCUGGACCGGACAGAGCCCGUCCUCUACUCCAGCAUGUCCUCUGAGAUCAUUACUGUCUUUCAGUAUUACAACUAUUUUGCCAGCCACAGUGUUAAUGACCUUGGAAGCUAUCUGCUGCAGCUCGCAAAAGAAGCCUCUGUGGUUCAGGUGCUGCAGUCAGUGAAAGAUGGAAAACUCCAGCAAAAUGUGGCCAAAAUAAACUCCAAUAACCUUCCACCACAGCAAGAAGUUUUGAGAGCUUUGGCUUUACUUCUCAAUGAAAAUAAAAAUGAAGUCAGUGAGACUGUGGCAUCACUUCUGACAGCUACUGCAGAAAACAGGCACUUCAGGGAGAAGGCUUUGAUUUAUUACUGUGAAGCACUAACCCAGCCCAACCUCCAGCUGCAGAAAGCAGCUUGCUUGGCUCUAAGAUACCUCAAGGCUACUGAGAGCAUUAAAAUGCUGGUCACACUCUGCCAGUCUGACAACGAAGAGAUCAGAAAAGUGGCAUCUGAAACCCUGCUCUCACUUGGUGAAGAUGGGAGACUGGCAUACGAACAGCUAGACAAAUUUCCCCGGGAAUUUGUUAAAGUUGGAAACCGCCGUGGAACUGAAGCUGCCACAGCUUUUUAGGUGGAAAAGAACCUGCCUACAUUUAACAGUCAUUGAAGUAGAAUGGAGCUGCACUUCAGCGUGGGGAGCAGAAGGGAGACCUUGAAGAAUUCUAUGAGAAUGUCCCAAAAUGUAGCAAUUUACAGACUUUUUAAGGAAAAGCAAAAUCUAAAAUCCAGCUUAAGAGUUCCUAUUGGCUCCCCUUUGCAGCUCAUGAUGGAACAGUUGGAUAUUGAGGAGCAAUACUUUGACUGAUUCAUAACAAAUAAUGUAAUUGCAGUUAUUCAGCCUCAACAAACUUCUGUGAGUUUUUAGAAUUUGCCAUCUUCAUAUAUGUUACCAAGUAUUAUUUACUUCCUUGAAGUUGUUGUGAAAGCUUGAGACACGCAAUACUAUAUCUAACAAGGACAAGUAGGAGGCCACCUGAGCAGGACUGCAAAGAAGCUUUCUCUUCAACUGCAAGCUAAGCAUCUGCUUCCAUGCAGCGUCCCCAGCAACACUCCAGCAGCAGGGAACACCUCUCAGCCUUCUCAGUUUGGUCUCAGUAAUGAAAUAUAGAGCAAGUCUUCAAGUUUUGCCUCCAGAAACAGCAUGAUGUAAACCCUGGGAGGUGUCACUUUGGCGACUCAUUCUAAAUGCCUCCACUGGUCUUUUAUUUCCUUUCUUUUUCCCUCCAGCAACAAGCCAUCAUUAAUCCAGAAAUUUGUGAGGGGGAUCAAGCAAUCAUGUAGGUUUUCAAAUACUAAAGGAAAAGCUAGAGCACACUUAUUUAUUCCAAGAAGAAGAAGUGAAUGCAGCUAAUUGCACAAGUCCCCAAAGCCAUUUUGUCCUGUAAGUUGUAGGGAGGAUUGGAUUUUAUACACCGUAAUUAGUGGAUCAUAGCUUCUAUAGAGUGAUUUCAAUAUAAAGAACUAGAACAAAUGAAAGUGGACCUCAGAGGCAGUAAUGAAGUGAAUGCGCUCCCCCCCUCACUGCAAGGAUGAAAGCAAGUGCUUCAAGCUGUUGAUUAUGAGCCUUAAGUUAACAGAGGAGGUGAAUAGAAUUUAACAGAAGAGUGUUCCUGUACUGUGUUCAUUGUGCAUGAAAUGCUAUUUAGAUGUCAAUUAAAAGUAUGCAAAUUUGCAUAUACUACAUAGAAAAUAUUGCAAACAAUUCACAUCAAAAAGAAGCCUCAAGCACCAAACAUAUUGGCCUGCAGGGGUUUUGUUUUGGUUUGUUGGUUUUUUGUUUGGUUGUUUUUUUUUUUUUUUUUUACUGUGAAUGUUGCAACAAUGUACAUAUCUGUAUAUUUAUAAAUAUAUAUUCUUCCUUUAAUUAAAAAAGUACAUUUUGUACAGUUCAAAAUGCUUACUUGUUUACUGAGGGAUAUAGAUUCUUUUUGCAGAAGGUGAAAUAACCAUGUUAUGGUUUAUAUACCAUGCCUAUUCCAUCAUCUGAAUUCUUCCAAGGUGUCCUUUUGUACCAAGACUUUUUUUUUAAUUUUUAUUUUUUGCUUUUAGUUUUGUGGCAUUUGUACUCACCAUAUUUCCUAUCACAUUUAAGUUAUAAUAAAGAUUAUUUUUAAAUUACUAAGCACA